UUCUAUGGUGGUGCAAUGGAUCCCUCGGCUCCACCAAAUCAUGGUCCAACUGCUGCCACCACCCAAAUCGAAGCGGCUGUUGUCGUCGUUCUCGCCGAGGAGGAGGAGGACGACGAUGGUAAUGGCAGCGAGAAUGAAGGAAUCAUCGAUGUGGCCGAGGUCGAGAAGCGGAUGUGGAAGGACAAGCUGCUGCUGACGAAGCUGAAGCAGCGGAGGGGGCAGCAGCAAGGCGGCUUCUCCGGUGCUCUGGUGGAGCCCCUGGCUAAGGAGCGGUCGCGGCGGCGGGCGAUGGCCCGAGCCCAGGACGGGGUCCUGCGGUGCAUGCUCAAGAUGAUGCAACACUGCAGCGCCCGUGGGUUCGUGUACGGUAUCGUGCCGGAGCGGGGGGACCCGGUGACAGGGUCGUCGGAGAACCUCAAGUCCUGGUGGAAAGACUCCGUCGCGUUCGAUCGCAAUGCCCCGGCGGCCAUCGCCCAGUCCACGCUCGCCCAACCGAACGAACUGGUUCUGACCUCUUACAUCGAUCGCCUGCGUAUGUUACAGGACAGCACGCUCGGCUCGCUCCUCUCCGCGCUCAUCCAGCACUGCGAACCGCCGCAGCGGAGGUUCCCCUUGGAGAGGGGGCUGCCGCCUCCCUGGUGGCCGACCGGGGAGGAGCCAUGGUGGGGGGUGCAAGGCGAGGCCCACGCUCAGGGGCCUCCGCCCUACAGGAAGCCGCAUGACCUCAAGAAAGCUUGGAAGCUGAGCCUACUGACCGCCGUCAUCAAGCACAUGAGUCCAAACCUGGGCCACAUGAGGAAGCUGGUCUGGCAGUCGAAGAGGUUGCAGAACAAGAUGACCGCCAAGGAAAGCGAGGUGUGGUCGAAGAUGGUGAACCAGGAAGAAGCUCUCCUGCAGCUCGCCAACCGCUCCCUCAGGAUCUCCCCCAUUCCCGAAGAUGAAGCGGCCGGCAAUUCUGCGGCCGAGAAGGGGCCGGACGGCCGCAGGAACGACGACAAGAGGAAGUGCGAGUUCGGCGACAACUCGAGGGAGAAAUGCUCGAGAGCCGAGUUGCAGAACGUGGAUGGUAGUGGGGAGUUUGAACUCGAUUUAUCGGGGAAUUGUGUGCUCGAAGAUGAUCGGAGAGCGAUCGACGAGCUCAUGAUGCUCUACUACAGCGCUCGAGACUUCACUCGGCUAGUGUGAUGGUAGAGCUGGUGGGAUGAGUGAGAUCGAGCAUCGCGUGGCGUGACUAAUGUGGCGAUUGAAAUGAAAGAUGAGAAGCAUUCGCGUGCCAGUAGUAAUCCGUUUCUUCCUGUUUUUGCUUAUAAAAAUAGCUUCUCGCCAUCUUGUAGAACUAUUCUAGUGUUUGCACUAUGUAUGUAUGUAUGUAUGUAUAUAUGUAUGUAUAUAUGUAUGUAUGUAUAAAGAGUUUGCAUGAAAAUAUCCGGUAGUCAACUGCUUAAAGAUUUUACUAUGCAUCAAGGAAAGCAUGCGUGUGCAUACGUAUGGAUGAUCACACGCCCAGUGCUCCAAGUCGAGUCUUGCUUUGGCCAGCCUCGAAGUAGAAGACGAGCAUGGCAAGCGUAGCAAAUCCGUGCGUGCU
Molecule: messenger RNA, 1585 nt
Organism: Musa acuminata AAA Group (dessert banana)
Lineage: Eukaryota; Viridiplantae; Streptophyta; Magnoliopsida; Zingiberales; Musaceae
Product: putative ETHYLENE INSENSITIVE 3-like 4 protein
Exons: 1
Coding region: 16-1185 (389 amino acids)
Cellular component (GO): nucleus
Molecular function (GO): DNA binding; DNA-binding transcription factor activity
Source: RefSeq, a predicted model, not a curated record